Molecule: messenger RNA, 1670 nt
Organism: Mycena citricolor
Lineage: Eukaryota; Fungi; Basidiomycota; Agaricomycetes; Agaricales; Mycenaceae
Source: the annotation of a GenBank genome assembly
GCUCUAACUUGAUCCCAUCAUCAUCAUCCACGGCAGUGACCGUCUCCUCCGUCGAGACGCGCGAGUUCCUCUGACUCUGCGAAGCCUCCGACCCAUCUCCCUCGGUGAUAUCAGAAAGGUGGGUGCGCACAUGGUCGAUCUGGGACGUCGUCUCCAGCGCAAAGUCCUCGUCGUCGUCCAGUGGGGGCGGCACAACAGCCGACGCUCCCUCCUCCGAGCCAGACGAGGGCGCCGGCACAGCUUGCAGCGUGCUCGUCGACGCGUUCGAAUGCGUCAUCGACCCGGCGUCUUCGUCGUCAUCAUCAGCAGUGUCCCCCCGAGGCCGACUGCGCAACGGGGACUGGACCACGCGCACGCCCAGGGCGGAGCCCGCCUCGGACACGACGGUGCCGCUGGUGCGCCGCAGACUGCGCUUCGCCGAGUCGGCGCUUGGGCGCGGGGACGCGGACAGCGUGACGCUCGGGCGGGGGCUCGAGCGCGGCGUCGCGCCGGCCGAGACGGACGUGUCGGGGGUGGUGUUGGCGGGGCCCAAGGUGGACGACCGGAACGUGCUCGCGAUCCUCGAGAUGCGCCCGUGCAGACCUCCGUCGCGUUUCGCCUGCAGCGGCGGCUGUGGGUGAGUCGCGUCAGCACGGGCGCGGUGGCCGCGGGAAGCACGCACGAGGGGACUCCCGCUGCCGUCGUGGCCCAGGAACGGGUUGUCGUCAUAGUCCGCGACAGAUCCCGUCAUCGUGAUCUGCUGCCACUCUUCGUCGGAGAUGGAUGGCCGCGAGGGAAGCUCCGCAGUCUGCGAGGGCUCCUUGCGCGAGAACAAAGAGAUCUUCCGCGCCCUGCGCUCGCCCGAAGCCGUGCUCGCACUCAGCUUGAUGGGCUCUGGAAGCGGCACGGAAGACCCUUCUUCGCGUAGGUUCGGCGAAGAUUUCGACUUCUUCGCGGAUUUGUGCUUCGGUGCUGAUGGUUUCCCCUUAUCUUUAUCUUUCUCCUUCACAUCCUUCCUGGUGCCCGACUUCGACCGCGACCGGAUUCCUUUCAGGAAACGCGACGUGCGGGAUUGCCGGGGUGGGUCGCUCGCCGCAGCCGACGCCAUCUCGUCGUUGUCGUCGUCGUCGAACACCUCGAUCCACUCCACGAUGCCGCUGUCGUCGUCGAAAGCGCCCAGCUGCUCGAAUACGUCCAAAACGGACGCGCGGAGCGGCUCGUAGUCGCAGUUGCGCGGUGGGCGCUGGGUCAUGGCCAUGGCUGUAGGAGGGGAAGACAACGAGCAAAAAUGUUCCCUCGUCCGGUUAUGUAUCGAUGGGCUCUGCUGUGAAAUCUCCCCAGUCCCCUAGGUUACGCGCAAAUGACGUCGUCUCCACGAACAACCCGGGUAUAGAGAUGAUGGCGGCCGGCCUAGACGACGCAGGAGGGAGAAACAAGAUAUUAGUCAGGGCCGGGUGUGCUGCAGUGUAACGCUGGCGAAAACCGGGGCAUGAAAGCAUGUCCGCGGCGCGCGAAUAGCGGCAAGUCUAUUGCUUAUCCUGUGCUAAGUUGGCAUAUUCCCAGACUCGACGCCUCGUGGCCAAAUUGAGUAAACCUUCUGAUCGAAUCUACGACAGGUGGCUGUACACUGAAAGGCAGAUAGGGGCUGCUGGCGGAUGGCUCGAAGGACAAUCAGCAGAUGUUCGUUGUUC